Molecule: messenger RNA, 3231 nt
Organism: Gastrolobium bilobum
Lineage: Eukaryota; Viridiplantae; Streptophyta; Magnoliopsida; Fabales; Fabaceae
Product: probable LRR receptor-like serine/threonine-protein kinase At1g06840
Exons: 21
Coding region: 150-3023 (957 amino acids)
Biological process (GO): protein phosphorylation
Molecular function (GO): ATP binding; protein kinase activity; protein binding
Source: RefSeq, a predicted model, not a curated record
ACCAUAAUGAUUUAGCUAACAACUUACCCACGGAGUCUUUUUUUGACUUAGGAUUUUCAUUGCUAGACUUUCACUCUUCAGGUUUCAAGUUCAUUCAUUCCAGGAGUUUUUGACAUUGAAUCAUAACACCUUUGUCAAGAUAUACUGUGAUGUUGGCUAUGAGAAAUCAUGGAUAUGCCUUGGCUGUUUCGUUUUGUUUUAUCAUCCUCAUAGCAGUCUCACAACCAACAGAUCCUUCAGAAGUAAAUGCACUGAUAGACAUCAAGAAAAGUUUGAUUGAUCCCAUGAACAAUCUGAGGAACUGGAAUAAGGGUGACCCAUGUGCAUCAAACUGGACUGGGGUUUGGUGUUUUGAUAGGAAGGGUGCUGAUGGUUACUUCCAUGUCCGCGAGCUCUAUUUAAUGACUAUGAAUCUCUCUGGAAGUCUAGCACCUCAGCUUGGUCAACUAUCUCAACUUGAGAUACUGGAUUUCAUGUGGAACAAUCUGACAGGCACAAUACCAAAGGAGAUUGGAAAUAUUACAUCAUUGAAACUCUUGCUCCUGAAUGGGAAUAACUUAUCUGGUAGUUUACCAGAUGAGCUUGGCAACCUUUCAAAUUUGAAUAGACUCCAAGUUGACGAAAACCAAUUAUCAGGUCCUAUACCAGAUUCAUUUGCCAACUUGGUCAAUGCUAGACACAUCCACAUGAACAACAACUCGUUUAAUGGUCAACUUCCAUACAAACUUUCAAACCUAUCCAAUCUUCUGCACUUGCUUGUGGACAACAAUAACUUAUCUGGCCAUCUUCCACCACAAUUCUCCAUGUUACAUGGGUUGGCAAUACUCCAACUUGACAACAAUAAUUUCAGCGGGUAUGGAAUUCCUUCAACCUAUGCAAACUUAUCCAGUCUAGUAAAACUAAGUCUAAGAAACUGCAGUCUGCAAGGAGCUAUUCCUGAUUUCAGUUCAAUACCCAAGCUUACCUAUUUAGAUCUUAGCUGGAAUCAGUUUACCGGACACAUACCAUCAAAUAAACUUUCAGACAAUAUGACGACCAUUGAUCUGUCCAAUAAUCGUCUCAAUGGAUCUAUUCCUCAAAGCUUCUUAUAUCCUCAUCUUCAAACAUUGUCACUUCAAAACAAUUUGCUGUCUGGGUCUAUCCCUUCUAGCAUAUGGAAGAACAUGUCCUUCAGUAUGAAGGCUAAACUUACAAUUGAUCUCGAUAACAACUCACUUUCGGAUGUUUUCGGAAAUCUAAACCCCCCGCCAAAUGUUACCUUGAGGCUUUCUGGCAAUCCUAUCUGCAAGAAUUCUAACAUAAAAAGUAUUGGUCAAUAUUGUGGACCUGAAGGAGAUGAAGUAGCUCAAAACUCAAAAAAUUCAACUGUUUGUCCAGUUCAAGCUUGUCCAGUGGAUAAUUUCUAUGAAUAUGCCCCCUCUUCCCCAGUUCCUUGCUUUUGUGCAGCACCUCUGAGAGUUGGAUACAGGCUGAAAAGUCCAAGUUUUUCUUACUUUCCUCCCUAUACAACUCGUUUGGAAUCAUACAUAACUCAUUCCUUGAACUUAGACAUCUAUCAAUUAUCAAUAGAUUCAUAUGCUUGGGAAGAGGGACCUCGUCUUAGAAUGUAUUUAAAAAUUUUUCCUUCGUACAAUGAUUCCCACUCUAAUGAGUUCAAUAAGAGUGAGGUCCAUCGCAUUAAAGGUAUAUUUACAUCAUGGCGAUUUCCUCGCACUGACUUUUUUGGACCAUAUGAACUCCUGAACUUCACUCUUCUAGGACCUUAUGCAAAUAUAAUUAUUGAUUCAGAGAGGAGGAAAACUAGUCCGGGCAUAUUAGCUGCUGCUAUAAUAGCAGCUAUUGCUUGUGUUUUAGCAAUAUCUGCAAUAAUCAUGCUCCUGAUUUUUCGAAGACAGUAUAAAUACCAGCACAAGAUUUCCAGGAAACGUAUGUCCUCUAAUAUAUCUAUCAAAAUAGAUGGCUUGAAAGCAUUCACUUAUAAGGAAUUGGCUCUUGCUACUGACAAAUUUAACAGCUCAACUAAAGUUGGUGAAGGAGGUUAUGGGAAUGUCUACAAGGGCAUUUUAUGUGAUGAAACAUUUGUAGCCAUUAAGCGAGCAGAAGAAAGUUCCUUGCAAGGCCAAAAGGAGUUUUUGACUGAGAUUGAGCUUUUAUCAAGGUUACACCAUCGGAAUCUUGUCUCACUGAUUGGAUACUGUAGUGAAGAAGGAGAGCAGAUGCUGGUUUAUGAAUUCAUGCCCAAUGGCACCCUAAGGGACUGGAUUUCUGGUAAAAAUAAAAAAACCAAGGAAAGCCUAAAUUUUGGUAUGAGGUUACGAAUUGCAAUGGGUGCAGCCAAAGGCAUACUAUAUCUGCAUACAGAGGCUAACCCUCCUAUAUUCCACCGAGAUAUUAAAACCAGUAACAUACUUCUGGACUCCAAGUUUAUAGCUAAAGUGGCAGAUUUUGGACUGUCACGGCUUGCUCCAUACUUAGAUGAAGAAGAAACUCCUAGAUAUGUGUCAACAGUUGUGAAGGGAACACCAGGUUACCUGGACCCAGAAUAUUUGUUAACUCAUAAGUUGACUGACAAAAGUGAUGUCUAUAGCCUAGGAAUUGUGUUUCUGGAACUUCUGACAGGCAUGAGACCAAUAUCACAUGGGAAAAACAUUGUCCGCGAGGUUAAUGUGGCUUGUCAAACUGGGAUUAUGUAUUCCAUUAUAGACAGCGAAAUGGGUUUCUAUCCAUCUGAUUGCUUGGACAAGUUUGUAACACUGGCACUCAGUUGUUGCCUAGACAAUCCACAAGAAAGACCAUCAAUGCUAGAUGUGGUGAGGGAACUGGAACAUAUUAUUGCAAUGUUACCAGAAACUCAUGAAACUUGUUUCUCUGAUGUUUCCUUAUGUAAUUCUGGUAAAAUGGCACCUUCAUCAUCAUCAUCAGGAUCCAACGUGACAAGAGAGGACCAACAUCUCAUGUCCUCCUCGUAUGUGUCUGGAAGUGAUCUUGUCAGUGGUGUUGUUCCCACCAUUGUUCCUCGCUGAUACCAUACUAGAUUACUUAGUCUCCUUUACUUGUUCACAAAAAAAAUGUAAUUAUACCAAUUAAUUAUUAUUUUUUGAUACUAAGAUUUUGAUACCACUAAAGGUAGGAAGUUUAUUAGGGUCUUAGCUACCUGCACUUCCCAUUUGGGACUUUGUAAAUUUUAUAGGAAAAAUCUACUUCUCCUUUCAUUAUAGGAAACUUUAACUA